AUGACUAACUGUGUCUCCUGCUAACAAAUGCAGGAAAAUGCCACGUUGUGUAAGACUGAUGAGGUGUGGAGGGGCAGGGUGACCCAGCCUUUCUCCUCCUACAACGGGCCCGGGAGGUCUAUAAAACUCAAGACCUACAGGGAGCAGACAGAUACAAGAAGAAAAUCUACAAGAAUGGGAAGCCAGACAAGGCAAUUUACCAGCAUGGGAGUGAUUGUGUUAUUGAUCCUUACAGGUCUUCGUCAGAUAUCAUCGGCACCAGCACUCACAUGUGGUACUCAAAGGUCCAUCGCCCGGAUGGCGGGUGGCACAGAUGCCAGUCGGGGGCAGUGGCCCUGGCAAGUCAGUCUGCAGUACCGUGGGAAACAACAUUUCUGUGGUGGAAGCCUCAUUAACAACCAGUGGAUCCUCACGGCUGCCCACUGCUUUUUUGAGGUUGAAAACCAGCUCAAUCCCAAAGACUGGAAGGUAGUGCUGGGCCGUCUCAAACUAUCAGGCAAUCAGGCAAGAGGGCUGGAAAGCAAUGUUACCAGGAUCAUUCCCCAUGAGAACUACACCCACUUCGAGAAAGGCUAUGACAUCGCACUCGUGCGUCUUGCCAAACCUGUGAGCUACAACCGGGAUAUCUCGCCCAUCUGCCUGCCUCAGUCUGACCACCGUUUUGCUUUUGGGACUCAGUGCUGGCUGAGUGGCUGGGGAGAUAUUGCCACCAAUGUCAGCCUACCAAAGCCCAUGACUCUUCAGGAGAUGGCAAUGGACUUGAUUACUGUCGACACCUGUAACUGCAUCUACAGCAACCUGCGGAACAGGAGGAUUGUCAACCCAGCCUUGCCUGGGAUGGUCUGUGCCAUGACACCGGACCGCCGGAGGGGUCCUUGCAAGGGUGAUUCAGGUGGUCCUCUUGUUUGUCUGGAGAAGGGCCACUGGUUCCAGGCAGGAAUUAUGAGUUUCUCCUUGGGUUGUGGCCAAUUUUACGGCCCAAUUCUCCUGACAGAAACCAAGGCCUACGCCAGCUGGAUCCAGCGUUAUGUCCAAGGGGCCACCUUUGCUGACCAACCUAAGCCCCGCCCUAAUACCACAGACAAAUACAUGUGCACAGGCUGUGGGGUGCUGAAACAGGGCAAAGCUGGUAGAUCGGCAGAGGGACUUUGGCCCUGGUAUGUCAGCCUGCAAUACCAGGGGAAGCACGUCUGUGGGGGCACCUUGAUUUCUGAGGACAGGAUUUUGACGGCGGCACAGUGCUUCAUUGAGCGCCAGGAAACCGAAGGCUGGGAAGUGUUGCUGGGCGAGCAGCAGGAGGGCGGAAAGCAAACAUGGCUGGAGAAAAGGACCCUCGAGAACAUUGAGCUUCAUGGGGCUUACGUCGACGCGAUGGAAGGUUUUGACAUUGCAAUGGCCAAGCUGGCCCGUCCUAUCGUGUUCAACAACAGCAUCCGUACCAUUUGUGCCCCAUAUGCCAAACACCAGUUCCCCUUUGGCUCCACAUGCUGGACCCGUGGAAGAAGAACUGAUGAGUUUGGACAGCUAAGUUCUCCAAAGAGCGUGGAGGUGAGACUUCUGGGUCCCAAGAACUGCAACUGCAUCUACAACAAAACCAGCGAUCCCGGACAUGAGAUUUCCAUCACCUCAGAUAUGUUGUGUGCCACACCCUACAACAGGACCAUGCACUGUGAGGAAAGCAUUGGGGAGCCUCUAGUCUGCAACAACAAUGGUGUGUGGUUCGUGGCAGGCAUUGCCAGCUUUGGAAAAGGUUGUGGGACCGUCAUCCGUCCUGGAGUUUAUACAGCAGUCAGCGCCUAUCAGGAGUGGAUCAUGCAACUCGCCUGGUCAGCUUACUAUGAUGUGCAAAAGCCUCCUCUUCCGAUGGUCCACGAUGAAGACAGCUGUCUGAAUGUGUAGCUUCCAGAAGCAGGGUACACAUGAUAAGACAAAACUGACUAUGGAGUGAAUCUAAAAUUGAAAUCCUGCUUUCCCUGCCUUGCAUUCUGCCUGCCGUUGAACAGACCUCGAGGGACAGUGCUCCUGGUUUCCACCCUGUGCCCCAAAUUUGGCAGAUGCGCUUGUUUGUGGCUACCAACGUGAUCCCUUAUUGUGAUCUCAGAGGAUCCUGUUUGGAGGGGGUCCAUAAACCGAACUGAUAAAUCUUCCAGAAGACUGUUCGGAUCCCCUUUCUUGCUGGGCAUAACAGAGUGGGGAUGAGUCUGUUUUUCAGGUCCUGUUCUCCCCAUCCAAUUUUACAGAUGGGAAAAUGUAGACCCAGCAACCAGCCUGGUGCUCAGCUAAAGGAGUGGGAGUUGAGUCAACUCCUUUUCUUCCGUCUGCCUCGUAUGUGUGCUGGGGGAUAAUGGAAUGUGAUGAACCCACAAGAGUGCAGGGGAAGCAAAGAAAGUCCACUAUUUCCAUAUCUGCCUGUUCUAAUGGGAAAGAAGAAGCCAACUCUAAACCCAUAUCCUAAACAUGCUGAAACUGAACUAAUUCACAAUGCAAUCCAUCCUUUGGUAUAUGAACUGUUAGGGUAGCUUAGUGGUUUCAGUAUCAGAGUCAGAAGUUGGGGGUUCGAUUCCCCACUGUGCCUCCUUUGCAGAGGCUGGACUUGAUGAUUCAUAGGGGGGUCCUUUCCAGCUCUGCAGUUCUAAGAUUAUUAUUCUGCAGUAGAAAAAGGUAUUCCACCUGCCUCUGGAAAUUCCCUCUCAAAGACAAUGGAAUUUUAAAAGUCUAGAAUUUGUUCCCAUCUGUGUUUUGCUUGCUGUGAGCUGGAAUUUUGCCUAAUAUUGUAUUGGAGAAAAGAGGGCCAAAGUACCACUGUUCAGAUCAUUCUAACCAUUCAGACCUCUACUUCUACUUAUUUAAAUAGCUCACAUGUACUGAGAGCUUUGCAGUCAAGUGGAAAUAUCGUCAGAUUUCUGCUUUGCAGGUCAUGAAGUAUCUUCAGAUUUUUAGAGCAUUGCCCAGUGCCAAAAAUGUAAAAGAUAACUACAUUUAUUCUCUUCUUUAAAGAGCUUAGGAUCUAGGGGGAGGAUUUCUAUGACAGGUCAUGUUUUUUUC
Messenger RNA from Pogona vitticeps (central bearded dragon), 3045 nucleotides. RefSeq names its product serine protease 53. Lineage: Eukaryota; Metazoa; Chordata; Lepidosauria; Squamata; Agamidae. Gene Ontology annotation, biological process: proteolysis. Gene Ontology annotation, molecular function: serine-type endopeptidase activity. The record is from RefSeq and is a predicted model, not a curated record.